AUGCCUCCAACUACUUCUCAAACUCAGGAGGGUGUGGGUGGUCAGACACCAACCACUCUUACCACAGAGCAGCGGGUCGCACAGGAUUUUCAGACACCACCACCUGGUUUAGCUCCACCACCAGCUGAGGUGGUAACACAUCCAGCAGUUCAUCCAGGGGGUACAACUUCGGUUACUGGUAGGAGGGCAAGUGCUACAGAUGAGCUUAAAGCUUUCAUGAGUUUUAGACCACCGAACUUUGAUGCUACCCCUAUGUCGGUGGGUCCCCAGAGGUUCAUAGACAGUCAGCGUGAUGCUUUGCACGAUCAGUUUGAAAAGCUUCAUCAGAACGACAUGACUGUGGCACAGUAUGAUGCAGAAUUCACCAGAUUGUCUUGUUAUGGCUUUGAGAUCAUUCCUACUGAGGAGAAUCGAGUCAAGAGAUUUGUGAAUGGGUUGAUAAAGUCCCACCGUACCGCCUUGGCUACUGAGGGUAAGGGGUCAUCUAGACCUCCUCAGUUAGCUUCACAUAAUCAUUCUCAGCAUUCACCUAGUUCUCAGUCAGCCCCGCAGCGGCAGGGGCAGCAACAACACCAGAGACGUAGUUCUUUUCAGAACAUGGCUUAUCAUUGUUCUUCUUGUGGGAAGAACCAUUCAGGCAGGUGUAUGAGGAGUUUCACUGGAUGUUAUACUUGCGGGGAGCAGGGUCAUUUGUCUUUUGCAUGUCCUAGAGUUGUGGGCGCAGUCCAGUCGGCAGCCCAGCAGCAGGGUGCCAUUGCGGCGCCACCUAUAGCCGCAGUUCCAGCUAGAGCAGUACCACAGGCAGGUCGUGGAGCAGCUAGAUAG
Messenger RNA from Lycium barbarum (goji berry), 825 nucleotides. RefSeq lists its product as uncharacterized. Bases 1 to 825 code for a protein of 274 amino acids. The transcript has 3 exons. NCBI's taxonomy places the organism in Eukaryota, Viridiplantae, Streptophyta, Magnoliopsida, Solanales, Solanaceae. The record is from RefSeq and is a predicted model, not a curated record. Gene Ontology annotation, molecular function: zinc ion binding; nucleic acid binding.